Anopheles aquasalis is the source of this 1786-nucleotide messenger RNA. Its product is annotated as Inositol phosphatase interacting protein. The record is from RefSeq and is a predicted model, not a curated record. Lineage: Eukaryota; Metazoa; Arthropoda; Insecta; Diptera; Culicidae. Gene Ontology annotation, cellular component: early endosome; recycling endosome; trans-Golgi network. Gene Ontology annotation, biological process: endosome organization; retrograde transport, endosome to Golgi; receptor recycling.
CAAGGAAUCAACAUCCAGGAGGGCUGGGCUACCUCGAAACGAGCGUUGCGUGGCUAUCGACAGCAGGAUAACAAAGGAAGUGGUCUGGAAAGGAGUGACAACUACGGUCUGCUAGGGAGCACGAAUACACAACAAUCCAUUGGACUCGGCGCUAAGGAUCAAAUACCAUGGAUGCAAUCGCAUCCUUGUGAACGCCAAGUCUAUUUGGUGAGUAUCGUGUAGCAACCAGUCGGCAGCAGGCAGGGCUGCUUCUCUAACAACCGGCAGGAUGAAAAUCAACGAGAAGAGCUUGUGUCUAUUCGCUACAACGCCCCCGGUCGACCUAGAAGGGUGGAUGAACAAGCGGGGCGAGUUGAACAAGAGCUGGCAACGCCGCUGGUUUGUGCUCAAGGGCAACCUACUGUUUUACUUCGAGAAGCGGGGAGACAAGGAACCGCUCGGCAUGAUCAUCCUCGAGGGCUGCACCGUGGAACUGGCCGAGGAAGGCGAGCAGUACUGCUUCCAGAUCAUAUUUCACGGUCCCAACAACCGCACUUACUACCUGAGCACGGAAUCGCAACCGGUCAUGGAGCAGUGGAUGAAGGCGCUCACCUGCGCCGGCUACGACUACAUGAAGCUGAUGGUGGCCGAGCUGCAGCGGCAGCUGGAAGAGAUCGAAGAACAGUGCAAAGAAAAGCAGCUGGAUGUGGCAGCGGUUCUUUCAUCGUCCAAAGAACCGCCGCCAAGACGCCAGAAUCCGUUCAACAAAUCGUGCAUCACGGAACCACACUCAGUUUCAGAAACCACGGCACCACCCCUAUCCAGUAGCGCAACCCAAUCCACCGCACCGUGGGAUGACGAGAAGCGUACGGUGGUCUCGAGCGAUGCAAUGGAACCACGUGCCAAGCCAAGGAAUCGCUCUCUGGCCGACUCCAACGAGCUCAACAUGACAGCCCCGAAGAGCAAUGGCGGAUCCGUCGAUCGUACGGAUGGUAUUAACUAUGUGGCCGCGCCCGACAGCAAAGAGGCACUGAACGGGGCGAGUUGCUAUUCCUUUGAAGCGAUGCACUCGACGUUAGGAAUUCCAGUAUUGGCAGAUUUGAGCAAAUGGAACGAAAGUGUGCUGCAGGCGAGUCCAAGCACGAUGACGACGAUGACGACGCCCGCAGCAAUUAGUGUAGCGGUAACUAACGAAUCGUAACGUGAGAGAUCGUAACAUGCGUCAUCGCUUUUGAAAAUCGCAAAAACAAUUGUUCUAUGAUUCAUUCAUGAUUCCAUGAUUCCAGUUUAUGAUUCACUUUGUCGGCGAAACUAACGAUACUUGAAUACUUCCGCGUCACGGAACGACAGCAGCAGACGAGCAACCCGUACGAGAUACACCCGUACGAGGAAACAUAACAGAGCCAGCGUAACAGAGCCAGAUAACAGAGCCAGCAUUCCUGUUAUUGCAUUUGGAACAAGGAUCUUUAUAGAUUAGCUUUAUUGUUUUACCUCGACCUCCUUUUCGGGGUACUGUAGGGGUAUUCACUGGCUUGUUGAAAUGUGAGAAGAAAAAACAAAAGAAAAUCAUUUCAUUCUUCCUUCUAUACCUAGGAUCCCAACUGGACCGCUGCUGUCCUGGAAACGGAUCCCCCAGAACGACUCGUUACGUUUUCCUUGUUGCGCGUAGAAAGCCAGAUGAAUCAUUGGCUAAUACUUCAUGUGUUUGCGAGUUCUGAUUGUUUAGUCUUUUGUUUAGUUUGUUUUUUCCUCUUCUACUACAGUAUUGGUCGAUAAAAUAGCAGCGCUAGUACGUUACGCAAACUUA